Molecule: messenger RNA, 5801 nt
Organism: Cynoglossus semilaevis (tongue sole)
Lineage: Eukaryota; Metazoa; Chordata; Actinopteri; Pleuronectiformes; Cynoglossidae
Gene: chl1b
Product: cell adhesion molecule L1-like b
Exons: 29
Coding region: 349-3957 (1202 amino acids)
Biological process (GO): brain development; cell-cell adhesion; axon guidance
Cellular component (GO): plasma membrane; axon
Molecular function (GO): cell-cell adhesion mediator activity
Source: RefSeq, a predicted model, not a curated record
UUUCUGGCAGAGGCGGGUGGAGAGGCUGUGGGGGGGCAGUAGUAGCAUCCAAGGAAGGAGAGGAGGAAAGGACGGGGAGGAGGGGGAGGGAAGAGGAGAGGAGAGGAGGCGCUGUGGUAGAGACCAACAGCCGCACAGAGCCGGCGCUCACACCCUUGACAGUCAGCCCACCUACUCUGUCCUCCUUCUACCGGCGUUGGACACAAAUUGAACUUUUGGAACGUCUGCUGCUGCUGCUGCUGCUGCUGAAGGUACCACAAUUUGGGUGCAGCAGAGAAAUGCACUGAGGAGACAGAAGAAAGAAGCAAGAAGCUCUUUGUCCCAGACGUGGAGAUUUACUGUGGAACCAUGAGGUCGCUGCGUCGUGGAGCGGUCGCACUGCUGCGCUUCAUCACCUGUGUUUGUGCCUUACAUAGGACCAGUGCUCUGAAUAUCCCUCUGGAGGUUUUAAGUUAUGUCAACAUUGAGCAGCUGCCCACCAUCACUGAUCAGUCGCCCAGCUCUCUCAUCGCCUUCCCUUUUGAUGAGAGCUUCCCUGUGACGUGUGAGGCCAAAGGGAAUCCCGAGCCAGAAUUCAGAUGGUCGAAGAAUGGACAGGAAUUCGACCCUUCACUUGACCCCAGGUUAAUAAAGGAGGAGAAUUCUGGGACCUUUGUGAUACCCAAUAAUGGGAACCUCACCGAGUACCAGGGAACCUAUCGGUGUUACGCCUCAAACAAACUGGGUACCGCCAUAUCCAGGGAGAUUGAGUUUAUUGUGCCCAAUGUUCCGAAGUUUCCAAAAGAAAAACAUGACCCUGUGGUGGUGGAGGAAGGUCAGCCUUUCACACUGCAGUGUAACCCGCCAAAAGGAAUACCACCCCUGCAGAUCUACUGGAUGACCAUCAGUCUCCAGCACAUAGAACAGGACGAGCGCGUGUCCACAGGAUUGAACGGAGACCUGUACUUUUCUCACGCCAUUGAAAAGGACAGCAGGAGAGACUACUGCUGCUUCGCUGCCUUCCCAAAAAUAAGAACUAUCGUUCAGAAGACAGCCAUGUCUGUCAUUGUCAACACCAAGAAGAGUGACAUGACUGAUGGAGCCGCUAACGCUAUCCUGCAGAGACGGCCCUCUCUUCUGACGCCAUCUGGUGACCAGUCACAGCAACAGCUGGUCAAAGGAGAGGACCUGAAAUUAGAAUGUAUCGCUGAAGGAAUUCCAACUCCUCAGGUUGAGUGGUUGAAGAUCGGUCAUCGUCUUCCACCUAAAGCCAUGAAAGAGAACCAUGGAAAACUGCUGAUUGUACCAAAGGUCAACCAGGACGACAGUGGGAAGUACAUGUGCAAGGCAAAAAAUGGAAUCGGAGAAGCUGUGCAUUACUUCAUAGUUAGAGUUGAAGAGCCUCCAGAGUGGGUGUUUGAGCCGGAAAGUCAGCUCAGCAUGGUGGGCUCAGAUGUGCUCAUCAGAUGCUCUGCCACAGGGACGCCCAAGCCAGCGAUAACAUGGAGAGUAAACGGCGUUCUUCUGCAGGACUCUCCUGCGGAAAACAGAAAGUUCUUCGACGACACUAUAGUUCUGUAUAACGCCAAAGCGUCUGACAGUGCAGUGUACCAGUGUGAGGCCUCCAACAGACAUGGAACGCUGCUGUCCAACGCCAACAUCAUGGUCAUGAAUUUACCUCCUAUGAUUCUGACCAAAGAGGGCGAGGAAUACUCUGCUGUGGAGGGGAAGGGAGUGACGAUGCACUGCAGGGUCUUCAGUUCCCCUCCUUCCACCAUCUCAUGGAGCAAGGAUGAAUCCCCUGACUCCAUUCAAGUUCAAGAGUUGAGGUCUACUGUUCAUGACAAUGGGACACUGGAGAUAUACAGCGUUGAGAAAGGAGACACAGGCCAGUACACAUGUUGGGCCAAAAACAUAGAGGGGUCCUCUGCCAUCGAAGCUCAGCUCUAUGUGAAAGAUCCCACUCAUAUAGUCGUGGCCCCAGAGGACCAGCAGAUCCUAAUAGGCAACACGGCCCAGCUCUCAUGCCAGGCAGAGUACGACAAGUCCUUCAGCGACGACUUUGAGCUCCUGUGGGAAAAAGAUGAUGUAGAGAUAGCCCUUAACUACACCGAGGAUUCAAGAUACCUGAUAGAAGAUGGAAUUCUUCACAUUGUGAAUGUGAGCCACGAAGACCAGGGCGUUUACACUUGUGUGGCACGAUCCUCGGUGGACCAAGAUACAGCUUCAGCACUGCUAUUAGUAUUAGACGUCCCUGAUGCGCCUGAGAACUUGGUACUGACCGAGCACAAGGGCAGAAGUGUGAAAAUAAAGUGGAUCCCUGGGGACGAUCACAACAGCUCAACCACAGAGUUUAUUAUUGAGUAUGAGGAAAGCCAGUGGGAGCCCGGUAACUGGAAGGAGCUCCUGCGAGUACCUGGGAACCACAACUCGGCCAUUCUCAAACUCCAGGGUCAUGUGGACUACUGCUUCCGUGUGUCUGGAGUCAACACUGUGGGCAGGGGGGCCCCGAGUGAGCCCACAGAGAGAUACAAAACUCCCCCAGCAGCCCCUGACAAGAACCCUGAAAAUAUCCGAAUCGAAGGUCAGUUACCACAUGAAAUGGAUAUCAACUGGGAGCCCUUGGUACCGAUUGAGCACAAUGGUCCUGGUCUUGAGUACAAGGUGAGUUACAGACAGCAGGACGUGGAUCUUGUCUGGACGGAGCACAUGGUGAAGAGACACUCGUUUGUGGUGAAGAAUACUCCGACAUUUGCACCCUAUGAAAUCAAGAUCCAAGCAAAGAACCAUCAGGGCUGGGGGCCUGAACCCAACAUAGUCUUAGGCUACUCUGGAGAAGACUUUCCCUCCGCUGCACCGGAUGAUGUUGCCGUGGAGGUGUUGAACAGCACUGUGGUCAAGGUUAGCUGGAUCCGUGUACACAGGGACAAGUUACAUGGACAUCUGGGAGGCUACAGGAUAAACUGGUGGCGUCUUCGCAGCCUCGUGGACUCGAAGAAAAACCACGGGGAAAAAUUUGCCGUGACGUUUCCUGGGGAUCAUAACUACGGCACAAUACCAGGACUAACUCCCUUCUCUGAGUACAGCCUUAUUGUCAUGACCUUCAACGGGAGGGGCAACGGCCCUGGCAGCCAUCCCGUCAAUUUCAAAACCCCAGAGGGAGUCCCAGAGAAAAAUCCUGUUUUCAGGGUCACAGAUGUUCAGAAGCACACCGUUGCCCUCGCCUGGGCCCCACCAUUUGAGCCUAAUGGGAUUCUCACUGGAUACCUCCUUGAAUAUCAGCUCAUUAACGACACAGAGGAGAUGGAGCCUUUGCAGACAGUGGACAUCAGCAACCCUCUCACGACUAAGUGGAUCCUACGUGACUUGGAACCCUUGAGCAAGUACAGGUUCUACUUGCGCUCGUGUACCACAGUGGGCUGCGGGCCUGUGGUCAGCGAGGAGUGCUCCACCGCCUCAGAAUCCACGUCCACCACGACCCCCCCUGCUGGACACAGCAAGUCAGCUUCCCUCACACCUGCAAGCGUUCCAAAGUCCCGUGUGACCAAACCCACUCGUUCCACUAUAGGUUUGACCAGCAGCCACGAAGGCAUCUCUACCCAGGGCUGGUUCAUUGGCCUGAUGAGCGCCGUAGCUCUCCUCAUCCUCAGUAUCUUGAUCGCUUGCUUUGUCAACAGAAACAAAGGAGGGAAAUACUCUGUGAAAGAAAAGGAAGACCUUCAUCCAGAUGUGGAGUCUCAGGGCAUGAAUGACGACACCUUCUGUGAGUACAGCGACAACGAUGAGAAGCCACUGAAGGGCAGCCAGCAGUCUCUGAGCAGGGAGAUCAAAGUGGGGGACAGCGGGGACAGCCUGGUGGACUACGGCGAAGAGGACGCCCAGUUCAACGAGGACGGUUCUUUUAUCGGAGUGUACGCCGGCCAAAAGGAGAAGAGGGCGCCUGUUGAUAUCAAAGACACGGCUCAGAUCCCGGCGUGAGGAGAAUUGACCUCCAGUUUUGCCUCUCCAAGAACACAGUUUGCAUCAAAACGGUCUCGAACGAACAAAAAAAAAAGAGAAGUGAACACAAACGCCAUCCGUUGGAACCACAGGUUCGGUGUUACAUAGCCAACUCCACACACUGCCAUUCUUAUUUACCAUUGAUUGAACGUUACUAAAAAUGUGUACAUAUAGUGUAUAUUCUACAUAUGUUUUUAUAUAUAAAUAUAUAUAUUAUCAUGCAGAACAUUUAGAGGACGUGUUUUUCUCUCUCUCGCUCUCUCCCCCUUACCCUCUCUCUCCAUGAUUGUAGCUGUAUUAUUAGUCAUUCAAAACUGUCAGAGUAGAAACCACAUCAUUGCACACAGCUCCCCCUGGUGUUAACUCGUUACCGGGGAGUUAGUCGCAACAUCAGGUUGAUAUUUUUCAGACUGACGUUUUAUAUAUGAAAUGGACUCAUAAACCUAUGAGGUAAGAUGUGUACAAAGGUUGCUUAUUAACUUAUUUUUUUCCCCAGUGGUUUUAUACGCACCUGACAAUAGAACAAGGAAAUCUACAUAUCAUUUUAUAUCACGAAGCCUGAUUGUUGAACGGUGGCUCAACCUGUGACGUUGAAGAAACGCGUCAUGUGGUUUCUAUGCCUUCGAAUGUCUGAGCCUUCGGAUCGAUCGGACAAAAAAAGUUUUUGAUGUAUUGAAAAAGAAAUUAAAUGAAAUCCAUUACAGGACAUUAAAUUUUAAAUAUGUUGUUAUAGAAAUUAAUAAGAAUGAAUUAAUCAUCUUUGCAUCUGGAGUAUGGCUUCGGGGAAAUGGUUUUGUAAGAAAUGCUAAAGAAGGUAUUUUGGGAAAUAGCUACUUGUUUGUAAUUACAAUUGACGAUUGAAACUUUUCUUUGUCUGUACGGAGCUACAGUAAUUGGUCAGAUUCCCAGGAACCUGCAUAAAACAUUUUGAUAAAAAUUUGAAACUGUUAUUUUGAAAAUAUGUGUUUUAGACCUGUGUUAUUAAGAAAACAUACUUUGUAAUUUAAUAUUUGCUGUGGGAUUCAAACAUCCUUCCACAUCAGAGCAAAUUCAACAUCUGCCAAAAUACCAGAGUAUUUUACACUGGACCAAAAGACGAAGUCAAUAUAAAACCUGUAUAUGCAGAUUUUUUGUGAUCUGGUUGGCUUAAGGCUUAAACGAAUACUGCUGAAGUAAUACUGUAUUGUGUAUCCCUGACAAGCCUUACUCUGCUACUCUGAUCUUGGGUCUCAAAUACCCAUGACCCGUGGGCCACUGCUGCCAUCGUCGUUCCCUCAGAGGUUUACCACAGUGUUUGAUGUAUAAUAAACCAUAAAAGUUUAGAAAAAGUGUGUUUUGUUCAAUGUAAAUACUGUGUAGUACAACAGUGAGACCAGACUAAUUAAACUAUUAAUAUUAAUGAACAGACAUUUCUUCAAGGGCAAAAAUGUAAGCUCUUGGCUGGGUGUAAACUGUCAGUGGGCCAGAGGUGGCCCCCGGGGCCAGGGGUUUGGGACCCCUGCUCUAGAUACACAGCCAUUCACUUUCACUGUGAUUGUAACAUUUUUAAUGUUUUGUAAAGAUUCAACAGUUGCAUGGAAAUAAUGUUCAUCGGUGUUUUUUGAUGUCAUUAAACUGCUCUACUCUCUUGUAGUGGUAAUGGUCUGAGUGCCGUCACUGACAGAAACUCAAAUGUUUUUUUACCGAUGUAGGUAUUCCCCUCACAUGUAAAUGUUUGUCUUUCCUCCUACUUGGCAGUGAAAUAUUCCAAUUGUAAAGACAGCUUCUUUACAAACUCGCUCUGAAUAAAAUGACGUUUGGAUAAAUUGUCCUCAUCUCCGACA